Molecule: messenger RNA, 2684 nt
Organism: Lytechinus variegatus (green sea urchin)
Lineage: Eukaryota; Metazoa; Echinodermata; Echinoidea; Temnopleuroida; Toxopneustidae
Product: scavenger receptor cysteine-rich domain superfamily protein-like
Exons: 4
Coding region: 1161-1676 (171 amino acids)
Cellular component (GO): membrane
Source: RefSeq, a predicted model, not a curated record
CGGAUUUCAAGCGAAAUGUACAAUUACUACAUGCCACGUUUAAACUAAUUCAUUCUAAUUUUUGUUGACGAUACUGGCGGUCAAGAACACAUAAAUUUGAAAUAAGAUAUUCAACUUUUAGGAAAUAUAUUUCAGGAACUACGUAAAAUCAAUAAAAUUCACAUAUGAAGGUCUUUUAUAUAAUACAGAUUUUACGCUUACAGAAUAUGGGUUAUGGAGACGUAAUGAAUAAAUAGAUAUUAAAAUGUGCUAAAUAUAUGAAUCAAAGAGAAUAUUAGAAAUCUAACAAAUUCGCAAGCGCAGAGCUUACGUAUAUAGUUCAUGGUAAUGUAAUUUGAUUUCUCGAGACAUAAAUACACAAUGAUAAAUAGUAUUUUUGCACGGUUUGUAUAAAAAUGACAAAUUAUACAUAAAAAUAAAUAUUAUUCCUGAGGCAAAAUGAUUUUAAAGUAUGGCAAGUAUUCUAUCUUUGGAUUUUUUUUCCGUAAUAAAAUCUUAGCUUUAAAGUGUUACUGAUUUUCUCAUCGCUGAAUCGAAAUAGAAAAGAAGAAUGCAACACUACAUUACUUCAUGUUUUACAAUCAUAUAAGAUACGUAUACGUCCUAUGUUCCUUAAAACAAUAUCGAUCACUGAAUCAGAAGGUCCUUUGUUGAGAUAUCACAGUGUAUUGCCCCUAUUAAUGGCGGCACUCAAUAACGUACCUAGAAUAGUAUAAGAUACUUUGAAAUCAACCUGAGAUUAUCGCUGAGUAAGUUCACAUCUACCUGAGAUUAUCGCGAAUUUCAGUUAUAUUAGAUUACAUUGCGGAAAUAUUUAUACAACUACGUGUUAUUCGAAUAAAUAUGGUCAAGUAUUGACACCAGGCCUUCUGAUUAUUUAAUGCAAGACUUCAUGAGAUUUAUACGAAAUUUUGAUAUCAUCCUAACUAAAUAUCGAACUAGAAACAUUUCUUUUAUAUCAAUAAUUUCCUUGUAUACGGAAUGGCCAUUAAAAAUGUACUCGUCAUUCACAUUACAAACGGAUCUUUGACACAGAAAGUUCCCGAACACUGAUUGACUUCACUCUGAAGAACUUCUGAAGAACUGUUUUUUCGUGGAAGCUCCUUCGCUUUGCUCCUUAUGCAUGCUGAUUGGCGUCACGCUGUGAGUCUCAUGUCAAAAUGGCAGCAAUGAACCUGAAACUGAUUCUCUGCAUCCUCCCUGGUCUGAUAGCCGUUUCGUCAGCGGCACGUCAGUUCCAAGUAGAAUUUCAAGCUGUGUCAAGUGAUUAUCCACACGACUACGUUGUCAAAGUGUACAUUGAUGGAUAUUGGGGAACAAUCUGUGCCGAUGACUGGGAUAUGAACGACGCCGAGGUAGUCUGCAAAGAAAAAGGUCUUGGAUAUGCGAAUACUAUUACGGUCAGUGGUACCCUGCCGACUCUAAAUUUGGACAGUGGGGCAAAGUGUUUAUCCUCGGUGAGAUGCUACGGCCAUGAAGAUCGCCUCUCGGAAUGCCCAGAACCUACAUUAAGACCAAGAGGAAGUGGAGGCAAUGACAAGGCCGUAGUGUGUUAUCCUCCCGCAAGUGAUGCAGGUUUGCGACUCAAUUACGGACCUGAUCAGUAUUCAGGCUGGGUAGAGGUUAAGCUGUCAAGUGGCAGUUGGAGUAAUUUGUAUGGUGGAUUUUUAGUAUGAUUGGUAUUUUAUUUGAAGCCGGCGAGCAUCUGUCGUCAGCUUGGAUUCGGGGAGCUCAACUGGUGGGAUAUUUUGAUCAUAUAGCAGCUCGAUCAGUAUGACUAGAGUGUCGAGUUGCGCUUACGGGAUUGCGGACUACAGAAGCUAUACGGUUUUUUCGAUCCGCAUCAGGGAUAGAAUAAUGUAAAAAUAGCAGUUAGGUGUAGCAAACUUGCAGAGUGAUGUCAGGGUUUUGUCUUCAACCAAUAUUUAAAACUCAAUGGAAUGAAUACUAACAUGUUAUAUUUUGAUUAUGUGCAUGUGAAUACAAGUAUCAUAUUGUACGUUUACGUUGUUCUCAUAUUUCGUCAAUCAUAUUUUCGUUACCCUAUAAAAUCAUUUCAUUGUAUUGUGUCAUUAUUUACAAGAGCUCCUGUAAGAAGUAAGCUGACCAAACUUGGCCCUUAAAUUGUUCGUGAACGGAGCAGCAAGCAGGAGGGCACCAUGCCAUUGCCAGGACGAAGCUCUUAAUUUUAGUGAGUGAUUCAAGAAUGUAUUCUUGAUAAUGUUUGUUCUUUUUUAUUAUGCAAUGUAAGAUGUACAUGACAUGUGUCGAAUAUAUUUAAUUUGCCUAUGCAUACAAAGUAGCUGUUGCUAUCGCCAAGAGCGUUUUCAAGCGGCGCGCGCGCAUGAAAUGUCACCGUUAUUUUAUAUCAUUUGUACUUGCUUUCUUGGUUCCUUUUCUUGAGCGCUGAAAUUGAUCUGCCAUCUCGUUGGUCAAACAGUUUUGUGAAUCGAUCACGUUUAUAGUUUAAAAUUGUCAAUUCGUAGGAAAUACUUUCUAACGAGCAUUUAUCAUUUGAAUUUCCUGGUUGGUUUAAGGGUCUAUUACAUCUUAAUGUUUAACAGGUGCAUGCUGACGGACCUAUGGCAAAGCCCUUUUGUUAUUUCCAUUUUAAAGGAUUUUGAGAACUCAUUUAUUUCGUGAUUUAAAUUGUAACAUUUUUAUAUUACAUUACAUUUUAUAUU